AUGUCUUCACCAUAUGCCGUUCUUGGCAAUAGGCCAAUUGAUCAAUGGAAGGUCACUGAGCUAAAGGAGGAACUGAAGAGGCGUAAAUUGACAGUCAAGGGGUUGAAGGAAGAUUUGGUAAAGCGGUUGGACGAAGCUAUUCGCAAUGAAAGUGACAGUUCCAAGGGAAAUACUGAUAGCGAUUUUGAUAUUGCUGUCCAGCCUGAGUUGGAGUCUGAACAAGCUAUGACUGAACCAUUUGUUUCUGAAACUGCUAAGGAUCUUAAGGACACUGGAAACAACUUUAUUGAGAAGGUAGAUGGCGGAAUGUGCGAGAUUGAGGUUGAUGAUAUCAAAGGAACACUGGAUAAAGGAAAAGUAGAAGAAGAGGAAAUAAUCCAUGGAAGUGAUUAUGUUGGGGUGGAAAGGGAGCAGGCUACUACUUCGGAAACCAGUGUCAUGGUCGAUAGGCUUAAGUCCGUGACAGCAUUUAAUGUGCAACCCUUAAACAGCAAUGAAACAAAGAACGAGAAUGGAGAUUCAACUGUACAGAUGGAUGAUGAUGACUUGAAGUCUUCUCAGCAGGAUGCUAAGCUGAACCUGUCUGAUUCAAAUAGUCAGGUGUCUGAGGUUAGUGAAAGUGGGGUGUCUAUGAUACCUUUGGGUGGGUCAAAUGCUCAAAAUUGUGAAAUCCCGACUGAAUCCAGGAAGUCAGAGAUGCAGCUUGAAAAUGAUGGCUUGAAGUCGCUUCAAAUGGAUGCGAAGCUCAACUCGGCUGAUAUAAACUAUCAGGUAUCUGAGGUCAACUCUGAGUUAAGGGUUCAAGUAAUUUCUGAUUCUGUUUCUACUGAAUCUGUCUCCCUUACUGAGAAAAAUGAAUUAAAGGUUGAUUUAGUUGCUGAUGAUGUCAAAUUCAUAGAACAUAAGCCUGAAAUGGUGCAGUCGCUAUCCAGCAAUGUUUUCCCUGAUGGUGGUGAAUCCUAUCCCAUAGAUGAAGAGUCACGUGACAACAAGGUAUCUGUGGAAGAGGCAGGUGGCAGCAAUGUUGAAAAUGUAGAUACUCUCAAGAAAAAUAAUGCUGGAAAAUUGGGUUCGCGUGAACAGUUAAGUUUAGACCAAACAUCUGUCAAUGAUUCCAUGGAAGAGGAUGUAUUGGAGAGUAAACAGAUGGAUUCUAAAUCUAACUGUGAUAAAAUGAGAGAGAGAGGUGAUAAAACUGAAAUGCCAACUAUGAAUUCUAAGUCUAACUUCGAUGAAAUGAGAGAGAGAGGUGAGAAAACUGACAUGACUGUUGUGAACGAGGAAGAUUGUGUUGAUGUUGUUGGUGAUGAUAACGUAGCUGAGCCUUUAGAUAACAAUGUUGGAAGCAAGAAUGAAUCUGCUCCUACAUCCGUUAAAAGAAAAUCUAUUGAUCAGGGAGCAGUUGGAAACAAUGACGUUGUAAAGAGGCAGCGAAGGUGGAACUCGGAAGCCCUUAAGGUUCCUGAACCGCAAAGUGGUAAUAUAGUGGGUUCUAUCACACCUAAGGAUCCAUUUAAGCCUGCUUUCAAGCGCAGCUUCUCUAGAUCUGACUCUACAGUCAGUGAAGAAACGCCAAAGGAGCGUGUGGUUCCACCAUCAGCAAAGCCUCACACGACUGCUCUCAGAAUUGAUAAUUUUCUGCGCCCUUUUACUUUGAAAGCAGUUAAAGAACUCCUUGGAAAAAGGGGCACAAUCACCAAUUUCUGGAUGGACCACAUCAAAACCCAUUGUUAUGUUUCUUAUUCUUCUGUUGAAGAAGCUGUAGAAACUCGUAAUGCAGUAUACAAUCUCCAGUGGCCUUCAAAUGGGGGACGCUUGUUGGUAGCCGAGUUUGUUGAUCCUCAAGAAGUUAAAACACGGGUAGAGGCGCCUCCCCUUUCUCCUGCAACUCCUUUAGGCAGUGCUCCUAACUUCUCUCCUGCUCAACCCACUGUGCAACUCCUUCAGCCUUCUCCACGCCAACAGGUUCAGAGGCAGCAUCUUCCUCCACCACCUUUACUUCCUCCUCCACCGCCGUUGGCUAACCUACUCCCCGCCAGGGAACGCCCACAAUUAGAAAGGGAACCCCUGCAAAAGGAACAGCCACUUCCUGCAAGGGAACGACUUAAUCUUCCACCACCACCUCCACUUGCCGAGAAAGUUGACCCCCCAAUUGUCACUUUGGAUGAUCUCUUCAGGAAAACUAAAGCAACCCCACGUAUCUACUACUUACCAUUGUCCGAUGAACAAGUUGCAGAAAUGCUAAAGGCACAAGGAAAGAAUGCUCAGCAGUAG
This is a messenger RNA of Fraxinus pennsylvanica, 2274 nucleotides long. NCBI's taxonomy places the organism in Eukaryota, Viridiplantae, Streptophyta, Magnoliopsida, Lamiales, Oleaceae. The record is from the annotation of a GenBank genome assembly.